Mya arenaria is the source of this 1939-nucleotide messenger RNA. RefSeq lists its product as uncharacterized. Gene Ontology annotation, molecular function: chitin binding. NCBI's taxonomy places the organism in Eukaryota, Metazoa, Mollusca, Bivalvia, Myida, Myidae. Gene Ontology annotation, cellular component: extracellular region. Bases 67 to 1758 code for a protein of 563 amino acids. The transcript has 15 exons. The record is from RefSeq and is a predicted model, not a curated record.
AUAUGAGGCAGAAUUCAGUUCGGUUGCAGUUGAAGAUUUGGUAGGUUUGGAUAUCGCAACAGAACCAUGAUGUUGAUGCUUGUGUGUGUAUUUGUGUUGUUGGGUGUGCAAGGGCUCCAGGGCCAGGACGUUACAAAACCGGCAGCGCCAGUUGCAGACACUGCUUUAACCAGGCUGUGCCGAAACAAAUGCCGUACGGAGCUGUGCUACCUAGCAGACGAAACUGACUGCCGGCGCUUCAUCAUGUGCGAAGAGGUGGCCCCGGGCAACCAGUAUACUGCCACUGUCAUGCAGUGCGCCUACGGCACCUUCUGGGCGGGUCUCCAGGUUGAGAGGACAAUUUCGUGUGACUCGCCAAAGAACGUCAACUGCAGCAUCAAUUAUUGCCAGGGGCGAAAUGAAGGCGAGAAGUUUGACCUUCAGGACUCAAAUUGCAAGAUAUACUGGGAGUGCAGUAGUGGAGUGUUGACUCCAUCGUGUUGCGGCGAACUACGGAAGUUUGACCCAAAAGCAAAAGCAUGUGUGGCCGAUUUAACCUGCUAUGACCAGUGUCCGAUCAAGAAAGACGUGUGUUUGCCUAAUGGUCCGGCGACAGAGCCACUGGACGACGCAAACUGUCGCACUUACUGGAAUUGCGGGGACAAGAAUCCACUCCCGGUCUGUUGUGAAAGCGGGAUGGGAUAUGACCCCGAAACUGCAGAAUGUAAGGCAAACGGCUGCACAGAUAUCUGCCCACCUCAGUAUGAAAAGGACAUUUGUAAGAAGGGUGUUCAGAAGUAUGACAUCCAGGAUAAUCACUGCCGCACAUACAUGCAGUGCAAUGCGGAACUUGGGGACGAACGCUGGUGUUGCCCCUCCGGCCGGAAGUUCGACUCUGGAACUGAGGGUUGUGUGCCGCUUGAGGAGGCCGACAAGUGCAAUGACUACUGCCCGCCAGGAUAUAAGGAAUUUUGCCCCCUUGAACCAGUACCUACGAACAGCUCCAAGUACAUCACCGUUGAUGGCAAAAUAAAGACCGUUAUGGACUGCGCUCCCGGGUCACUUUUUGACAUUAAAACGUGCACAUGUGCAGAGAGGGUGGAUGUUCCAGAUAACUCGUGUAACAUGGAACUGGACAUCGUGUUCGACGAUGGUAAAAUGGUGCGAUCUGGCGCACAAAAAAAGACCCAAAUAAUCCAGUACGGUCAGCUCGAAAAUGGCACCGAACCCGUCAACAACAGGCUUCCCUUUGUCCUCAAUGGCAAAGCUAAUUUCGAGGUUCCGUUUGCCCAGCAGCAGUACGACAACGUUUUCAUAAGCGUGUACUUCAAACCGGCCAAUAACGCUAAUGAGGGUCGCCAGGUUCUGGUGUCCAACUGUAUGAACCUUGAUCUUGGUGCGCCUACCCUUGACCUUUCCCUCCUUAAUGGAAAUGUACAGCUUCAAGUAGUGACCAUCGAUGGAGCCGGACAAUCGGACGUUAUACAACUACCUUUUCAAGUGAACGUGUGGCAAGAAGCGAGAGUCCUAUACACGAACGGUACGCUUCAACUGGGGGUACAGACGAACACUGGGUCAGGGAAAGGGUUAGCUGGCAUGCCACUCACAGGCGGGGUAACCGUAGCGGGAAAAGGUCUCGAGUUUUGUGGAUGUGGACAGAUAGGUAACGAGGAGAUAACGGAAAAUGGCUUCGUCGGAUUACUGGCUGAGUUGAAGUUCUCCAAAUGUGUGAAGCAACUGUGGGUAGACGAGUUCGUGGAGACGUUUGGCAGUGCAUGAGAGUUAUAGAACGAUAUAAUGAUUGAUUUGUUUUUAUUCCUGGUUUUGUAAUCCGAACUGUUUUGUACAAUUCUUGAACAGGCAUUGCCUACUGAACUAUUAGAUUGUUAAUAGCAACGACAUUAUAUGUUGAACUGAAUGAAAAAUUUGAUCGAAUAUAUACAACUGAAUGAUUGUUCAA